UGGUGGUAGGGGGUGGGGGGCAACCGUCGCCCGUUUUGCUUCACGAGUCGCUCGGAUCCUCCGUUGACAGACGGGGAGCAGGUCGGGUACCUCACUGACUGCGACACCGAAACAGUCGCCAAACGGCACCGACACCAGACAAAACUAGUUGAGAAAGAGCGGAGGAAAAAUAAAAUAGAAGAGAAAGGAAGAAGAGGAUCGAAGGACAGGAGAACGGAGGGACAGGCAUCCGGCUGGCCGGGAGCCCUACAGGAGGACAAAUCACCGCUACGACCUCACAUCACAGCUCUGUGAUGACAAAGUGAAGCAAAGGAUGUCGCAGAAGAAGUUAUUCCUGGCCUUAAUUGCCCUCAGUACUGUCAGUCUUCUGCUGCACCAUGGUGGCCACUUGAUGUGGGCCAUGGAGGUCUUCCAUCUCGGUUGUCCUGCCCUCCACUCUCACACUGGCCCGGGCUUGAAACCUAAGCACACCAAUGUGGCCUUCCUCAAGACCCACAAAACAGCCAGCACCACCAUGCAGAACAUGUUCUUCCGCUUUGCAGAGCGCAACAACUUGACGGUGGCAUUACCUGUGCAGGCCUGCACCCAUCAGUUCUGCUACCCACGUAGCUUCACCUCUCACUUUGUCCAUCCACACACGCUGCCACCAAACAUCAUCACCAGCCACAUGCGGUUUAACAAGGCGGAGCUGCAACGCCUGAUGCCAAACGAUACAAUAUAUGUCACAAUACUGAGAGAGCCUGGCUCCAUGUUUGAAUCUUUGUUCACUUACUACAGUCAGCACUGUCUGACCUUUAAAAGGGUCCCCAACAGCUCUCUGGAGGCUUUCCUAGAGAAGCCCUCACAAUACUACCGACCACAUGAAACAUACUCCAUGUAUGCACACAAUACCUUGACCUUUGACUUGGGUGGAGACAAGGAUCGCCCAGCAACAGAUGUGGCGUAUGCACAGGCCUUUGCGUCAGAGGUGGAGCGAACUUUUUCCCUGGUGAUGAUUGCUGAGUACUUUGAUGAGUCACUGGUUCUCCUUCGCCAUCUCCUCUCCUGGGAUCUGAAUGACAUUCUGUAUGUUAAGCUCAACAUGCGGACACUGAGCUCCAAGCAAAGCCUGACACCGGACCUUCUUGCAAAGAUCCGUGCCUGGAAUUCCUUAGAUGCACAUCUCUACGACCACUUCAACACCUCACUGUGGCUCAAACUGUCAGAACUGGGUCCAGCCUGUGUGGCCAGGGAGGUGCGACUCCUUCAGCAAGCCCAGAAAAAGCUGAUGAGAAGCUGCUUCGGUGAGCGGAUGCCGCGUCUCCGCACAGCUGCAGAGAUCAAAAAUGAGGAACUCCGCCCUUGGCAGCCAAGUAGAACAGUUGACAUUGUGGGCUAUGACCUCCCGGAAAAUCUCAGCCAUGGUUUCUUGAGCAAGGCCCAGGAGCUCUGCCUCAAGCUCAUUAUGCCAGAGGUCCAGUACACACGGGUUCUUCUACGUUCCCAAUCAGUGCGGUACCGUCAAAGCAUCCAGCUCCGACCUCUGCAGCAGUUACAUCGCAACCAGAAGCCCAUGAAAACAGCCCUGCCUCGGCACCCUCCAGUGGACAAUAAUCAACCAUCACCUGCAGCCUCUAGUCCUGACUCAAAGUUUACUGCAGGAACUUAAGGUCAGACCACAAAGUUAGGGGUCUAAAUCCUCUCAGACGAAGGCCUGAUAGACUACAAAAGAGACUCAAAGAGCCCAUGGCAUGCUCAUUUUGCUCAUUUCCAGCCAUUUAAUGUUUAAUCUUGGGUACCUCUAGAUUAGCUUGGUACUCAUCUUAACUCCAAAUAGUCUGUAAUUGUUUCAGAAUGAAAAAACCAGAGAGCAUCUUCCUGAAAACGAGAUAGUUCAUGAAUGUGCACACCUCCUGCUGCUGGUGUUGUGAGGAAAGUGGACAGCACAAUUAAUACCAUGACGGCAUUAAUUUAUUUGAAUUUCUCCUCCGAAGAUAGGUAAACAACUGUAUAUGUACCAAUUAAAAGAGAUGUAUAACACUCUAAACAAAGCAGGUAACUGAGAAACCCCAUAUUCUAACUGGCAUAAUGCAGACAUAGCAACUUCUCCAGCGUUACAACAAUUCUCUCUAAUGUUACAUUAACAAGACAUUAAGAGAUAUGCAACAUGUGUUUUUUUUUUUAACUUACUGGCCUCAAGCAGUCAAAACAAACUGUACUGUGCUUCGGGGGAUUCCAGUGUUGAUGAGCUGAUCAUUCACUGCCAUUGGGGGCUUCACCGGCCGGCUGCUUGUGGGUUAGACCCACUCAGCUAAAACAGUAAGUCCCUGUACAGGAGCAUUCCCGGACAUGUAGUAACCUCAGGCCCUGUACUUUCCUCCACAUCCUCUGGUCACAGUGCAGCAGCAGGAGGGAAAAUAUAUCCACAAAACUGCGAGCACUCAAAAAAUUCCACUUAUAAAAUAGCACCGGUGGAUGUCAGGCAAGCUCAAAUAAACGUACAACUGCCUGGGAAUUAUGACCAUUCAAGGAAGUCCUUAAAUUUUGUUCGAAAAAAAAAUCUCACAAGUGAGAGUUUGCGAGACAUG
This is a messenger RNA of Monopterus albus (swamp eel), 2567 nucleotides long. It is a transcript of the gene gal3st3, whose product is annotated as galactose-3-O-sulfotransferase 3. Gene Ontology annotation, cellular component: membrane. Bases 314 to 1648 code for a protein of 444 amino acids. Gene Ontology annotation, biological process: glycolipid biosynthetic process. The record is from RefSeq and is a predicted model, not a curated record. The transcript has 3 exons. NCBI's taxonomy places the organism in Eukaryota, Metazoa, Chordata, Actinopteri, Synbranchiformes, Synbranchidae. Gene Ontology annotation, molecular function: galactosylceramide sulfotransferase activity.